AACACGAUCUGGGACUGCACAGACUCCUUUUCCAUGCAGAGCAUCACAUGAAAAGUUCCUGUGGAAUAUUAUUUCUUAAUUGCAGCAACUAAUUGGACCACCGCCGGUAUCAGUUCCUUCAACACUGGAAUUACCUGGGAGUUUACGGAGUGACUUCGACAAAAGACUUCUGGAUUCCUGAAAUUUUUAUUCAUCUUAUGAUGCCACGAGUUCUCACAAUGAAUAUCACAGAUUUAAACCGUGAGUGCCUUUUACAUUUAUUCUCAUUCCUGGAUAAAGAUAGCAGGAAAUGCCUUUCACAAACCUGCCAGGAUGUUUUCCAGGAACCAUGUCUCUGGACCUUUUUGAAUUUUAGCUCUCCUUCAGAACUUAGAAAAAAGAACUACAUUCUGGGACCAGCUUUGAAAUCACUGUCAAUUUGCUGGUAUUCAAGCAGAGUGAAAAUCUGUAACAUUGAGGACUGGGUGAAAACUACUCUGCAAAAGUCCAUGUGCAGGCCCCAUCUGAACACAGUGAGCGACUUCCUUCAAGAGGUUUGUAAAAGAUGCCCAAACCUGCAGACACUGACUCUCUCUGGUUGUGCCCACAUCGGUGAUGAAAAUCUCAUCCAAGUCUUGAAACACUGUCCUCACCUUCAAAGUCUAAAGCUGGAAAAUUGCUCUGGAGUGACAGACAGGACACUGGCAAAGGUUCUCCUUCUUUCUAGAAGACUUCAAACCCUUCAUGUCAAUUUCUGCCGAAAUAUAACACAGAAGGGCCUCUCCCUGAUGCAGCAGGGGUGUCCAGGGAUUAUACUGCAGGCAGACAGGAGUGCAGAUAUGAUUGCUGACAGAACACCUGAUGAUAUCAUAUCUCUUCCGCGAACAUCAAGAAAAAUUAUACUGAGAUAAGACUUGGUCACAUGCUUUCUGUUCCAACUACUGUCCAAAGUCUUUCACAUAUAGAUUGUUUUGUAUGGCUCUAAUAUUGCAUCAUCUGUAAAACCACCACAAUACCUGUACACUUUGGCGUGCCACUGAAAGAACUUGGGGUCAGGGCCGGUGCAAGGAUUUUUGCCAACACAAGCAAAGCUACAUUUUGGCCCUGGCCCCAUGUCACAGACUACAGACAUUGUCUCUCCCCCCCCCCCCUCCAUUUAUGAUUGUUGUUUGUGCAAUAAUUUUUUAAAACACAUUUAAGCCGUGCACUCUGGCGCUAGUGCGCUCAUCAGUGAUCACCCACCUGUCCUGCUGCUAUGGCAAUCUGGCUGUGUGAGUCAGACUCACAGACACAGUCAGCUCCAGUCCCUGCUGCCGCCCGCCGCUGCGCCACUUGCCAGUCACACCCCCUGGCCUGACCCAGUUAGGCUACUUUCACACUAGCGUUCGAUCGGAUCCGUUCUGAACGGAUCCGAUCAUUAUAAUGCAGACGGAGGCUCCGUUCAGAACGGAUCCGUCUGCAUUAUUUUGGCAUAUAAAAGCUAAG
This is a messenger RNA of Bufo gargarizans (Asiatic toad), 1464 nucleotides long. It is a transcript of the gene FBXL22, whose product is annotated as F-box and leucine rich repeat protein 22. Gene Ontology annotation, cellular component: SCF ubiquitin ligase complex. Gene Ontology annotation, biological process: SCF-dependent proteasomal ubiquitin-dependent protein catabolic process. The coding region runs from base 198 to 890 and encodes 230 amino acids. Gene Ontology annotation, molecular function: protein binding. The record is from RefSeq and is a predicted model, not a curated record. NCBI's taxonomy places the organism in Eukaryota, Metazoa, Chordata, Amphibia, Anura, Bufonidae. The transcript has 3 exons.